Messenger RNA from Varroa destructor (honeybee mite), 1993 nucleotides. RefSeq lists its product as uncharacterized. Lineage: Eukaryota; Metazoa; Arthropoda; Arachnida; Mesostigmata; Varroidae. The record is from RefSeq and is a predicted model, not a curated record.
AAAACAUUUAGCGGUUGUAAGCUGUAACGAUCUAUGAAUCUGUUGAAUUGUAAGCGUUUACGUAGUCGAGCAGUUUAGCGCACUGGAAGUCACUAUAGAAGUGCGUCCUCAACUAACGAGAAGGUAUCGUCUUACGCGAAGAAAGAAAAUUCGAUCGAGGCGUUGCUAUAGGAAUGAUCAAGAGCUAGAGUGGUGUUGAUCGUAAUAUUGGUUCAAGACACGCUGGUUCAUUGUGACACGGGAUUCAAGGAAUACAUUACAAAAUGAGACUGUUGAUUGUACUGUUUCUGUUAUCGGUGUUGUGUGGUGUUAGAGCCCUUGAACGGGAGCAGGAGGCCGGAGGCGUUGAGGAUGCCUCGGAGCGAACCACACAGAUACCAGUCGUUGACCUUCAACCUAAAGGAGAUAAAAAUGACUCAGAUUCGGACGAAGAUGGUGAUACUUCUGGACUUGCGAAGUGUUCGUCGUAUGUUUGUCGGGUGAAGUGCCAAAUUAACGGCUGUAUCCGUUCGCAAUGCCUCGACGACAAUCGUUGCAGUUGCUAUUGUCCACUUUUUAGAGAUCCGUUUGACCAAUUCUUCAAAUCGAUCCUUACUUCACACCUGGAGCCCGGCCUAACCGUUCGCAGACGACCAACCAUUUUCUUUCCCUCUUUCGGACUUCCAGCCUUUGGUGGCCAAGACGACGAUGGGCUCAUCGAUUUCCGUAAGUUAUUCGAAGAAGCGGCCAAUUCCGGAAGCGGGCAUGCAAAAGUCUAUCGUACAAUGCAGCAGACCUGCCGCCUUCCUGAUGACUGCUCGGCCGCUUGCACGAACUGCACGCAGACCACGUGCGACGAAAAGCUGUGUCGUUGUAGCCAGUGCACUCGUGAAGGCGUCGAAUCUCGCUCGACGAACGUGCUUCAUACAUGCCGCAGUGCACAUAACUGCGCCGAGCACUGCAAGGGCUGCGUGGUCACCUCUUGCCGUUAUGGCGUCUGCGAAUGUAGUCAGUGCUCGGUAGAGACAGAUACACCGACCACUUCCGAAGUUGAGAGCGGUGAAUCCGCCGUGUCGAACACUACCCAGCCAGCUCUAACAACAGUCGCCCCCAACGGUGACGAAGUAACGACGCCCGUUGUCACCACGGAAAUCCUCACGGUCCGAACCAAUGAAACGCUUUCUGCGGCCGAAACUGGCCAUUCGGGCAAGUGCAUACCGAAACGAUGCAACCACUCGUGCUGGGAACGCCAAUGCACGAAAUGGAAAUGCGACGCAGAUCGCUGUGUUUGUGACGGCUGUCCUGAAGAGGUGUCCGUCGUUGUGAAGAACGUCGAAGGCAAACCCGAAAAACUUCAAGAGGACAACAACACCAAAUAUGAAAUUAUAUUCUAGAUUUUGUCAUACCCGAAUUCGAAAUCAUUAAUCCUUCAGAUACUUGAAGGCUAUUCGAAAACUAGAGAUGACUGUCGGGUCAGCAUAUUUGAAAAGGUAGAAUUAAGAAUACUAAUUUGGGUUGACUAGGGAAGUCAGGCAAGAUAGAAGGGACAAGGCAAAAUAUUGAGACCAAGAAUCAGCGCAGAAGGACAGCUGGAAAAUAGAACUCUAUGUUACUAUGCAAAAAUAUAUAAAAGUGAUGGUAUUGGUGUACAUCAAUACUGAUCUCGAAGUUACUUCAGAAAAGUUCUAGUUCUUUUGGUACACACACACACACUCACGUACGUACGAUUCUGAUUGAUAAUCGAAUGAAUAUCAGUCGAAUAAGUCAGUUCUUUUUCACCUUUAAAUAGAUUAAAUGACGUGACCAUGAGGGAUAUACAUAUAUCGAUAAAAUUAAAGAUACAGUUUAUAGAAGAAAAACUAAACUAACAAUACAACAUGUAAGAGCUUAGAAGCCAGACUGUAGCACCCAGCUCCAUGGCGGAAUCAUUGUGUACCAUGUACAUUCAUAAGAAAACAAAGGCGUUGACAAAGGCUACUUUCGCAUAUUUUUCCUUAGAGCACUUUCAAAUACG